GUUUCGAAGCAAAUAUUUACACACCAAUCAAUCAUGAAUUACCGCAGUAAAUUUUUGGUGGCGUUCAAUUUUAUUUUGCUAGUGCUAGUUGGGAAAAUUUCAAUCUUGAGAGGAAGCGAUGUAGAAGAAAAGGAAGGAACAUCCAUGCCUGAUGAUGAUAUCUGUACUCUUUAUGAUUACUCCCUUGUACUUGAUCAAUGGCUAUUUCGAAAAAAUUAUAAACCAUUAAUAGUAACUAUAGCACGUGAAUUUACUGAUGGAAUAAACAGAGUUAGAAAUAUAUCUCACAGCAAAAGGAUAUUAUACGAUAAAGAAAUUAAGAACAGACAUUGGAGUAAGAUGUAUAAUAUGAUAUCGACAAAUUUUUAUCUGUUUGAAGCUUACAAUGUAUACUACUUUGUUUACCCUGUAAACAUUCUAGACAAUUAUUUCACUAUAUACUGUCAAAAAAUGCUAUUAAGCGAUCAGUUGGGUGUAACGUUUGAUUUUGUUAAUGUAAAGAAAGAGUAUCCUUUUUAUGAAGAUAUUUUAGUUCCUCUAAAACCAAGUUGCACAAAUUGCCCUCUGGUAGAAUACGUUAACAAAAAACUACAGGCAGGUGAGAGUUUCUCCGAAUUAUUGCAAUUGCGAGAACAAUUGUUUGGAGAAAAAACAAAGUACACAUCCCUAAAAGCAUUCGACAAUGAUUACGCUUGCGAUUCGAUUGGAUUUAACAUUAAUUCUGAGAGCGACAAUUUUUUAAAGCAUUUCAACUCAUUACUGAAACAAAUUCAAAGGAAUGACAACAAUUCUGAUGAAAGUAAAAAGAAAAAUAUUUUCGACAGAAGUCUAAAGUGCUUCAAGUCGAGACAUCUAUUUGUUACAAACGAAAUUUUUAACAAUGAUAUUCAGGAACUAAAGCACCUAUUUACUGGAAUUAAUUAUUUAAACUGGAUUAACGAAACUGUUUUUUCACUGAAUGCGAAUGAUACCUCAUUUGGCAAUAUAUGCAAAAAUGAACAUAAAAUAUAUAUAUUUAAAUUAUUUUGUUUUAUAAAAGAUGUAACAGAUAUUACAUCUUACAACAUAUCUGCGUGGACAGAUAAUCUACAACAACUUGUCGAUAAAUCAUUGGUCAAACAACUGAUGUGGUUUAACAGUUUGAUGUCAGUGUACAAUAAGGAAUAUUUCUUGGAAAAUGAUUUCAUUUUACGCGAACUUGAAAAUUUGAAAAAACAAACACUAAAUGAAAGUGGAAAUUGGAGGAAUGUAAUGAAUACUGCGUAUAACGUUCUCGAAUUUUCGAAUUCAAUGGGUGUAAAGAGAGAUUUCAAUUCUAUGUUAAGUUUAUCCUGUUUAUUUUACAAUUAUUGGGAAACAGUUGAUGCUUUACUUCCUGAGAUGAAUUUCAAAAGAUUAGUAAUAAUUGUAACAGAUAAUAUGCAGACAGGGAUUCAGAAAGCUGCAUUUAUAAGAGGAAAAAGAGUAGUACCUAAAAUAAAACGAGAGGAUCUUCAUUAUAAAAAACAGUUUGUGUAUGAUGAAAUAAUGAAACAUGUUCAUCUGAUUCUAUCCAACGAUACUUAUUAUUAUGUUUAUCCAUUGAACGCCAUUCGAUAUGUCGACGUAAUGAUUACCUAUUUCGAGUACAAGAUGAUUAAAGAUUAUUCAAAAGUGGUAUUUUAUUUCGCAAAAUACUCCAAUAUUUUUUUUCCGAAUGAAUUGAAUAGUAUGGGCUAUAAUGAAUUAGUUAUUCCCGCUCUACCAGACAAUUAUCACUUAUUUACAACAAACUGUAGGAACCGUUUUCUAAAACCCAGAUCUUUAAUUAAUCUACAUCACGAAUUUCAUAAACGCCAUUCAAAAUAUUUUUCAUUAUAUGCCACUUUUUACAAUGGUAUAUCAGAAUUUAUUAAUAAUCACCAUUCACAUUAUAAAGAUAAUAAUACGAUUGAAUAUGCACAGAAAUUUUAUGACCUUUUAAAAACAGAACACGUUGCUUACUAUACGAAUUAUUUAUUUAAGGAUUUACCGUGCCCUUCUUUGCAGGAAAUAGAUAAAAGAAUUAAUGUUGAUUUUAGCAUAACUAAAAUAGAAAAUUUGUUUUACAUUUCUAAUCUUACACGAUUAGCUUAUAGAAACAUAACAACAAUAAAUGUCACGGACAAUGAUAAUUUAAAAUAUUUUUGUAUGCAUUCGAAUAUUUUUCAGUUCAUUAAAUUCUUUUGCUUUUUGCAAAUUAAUUAUAUAGAAGGUAUGCUAAAAUUAAUAGAUACGAAAUCGAAGUAUGUUGAGAGUAUAAAAAAAAUUGCUGAAAAUGAGAAAAAUGUUAUUACUGAAUAUUUGUCAAAGACAUUAAAAUGGAUGAACGGAACGCUAUCGAUAGAUUUCUCUGAAAUGCAGGGCUCGAACUAAGUCCGUAAAUCCCGUAAAAGUCCGUAACUUUGCUUGAAGUCCGUAAAAGUCCGUUUUUUUGAAAAAAGGUCCGUAAAGUCCGUAAUUUGAUUGAAAAAGGUCCGUA
Messenger RNA from Leptopilina heterotoma, 2500 nucleotides. RefSeq lists its product as uncharacterized. NCBI's taxonomy places the organism in Eukaryota, Metazoa, Arthropoda, Insecta, Hymenoptera, Figitidae. The coding region runs from base 34 to 2394 and encodes 786 amino acids. The transcript has 3 exons. The record is from RefSeq and is a predicted model, not a curated record.